Molecule: messenger RNA, 4590 nt
Organism: Cercocebus atys (sooty mangabey)
Lineage: Eukaryota; Metazoa; Chordata; Mammalia; Primates; Cercopithecidae
Gene: CCDC171
Product: coiled-coil domain containing 171
Exons: 26
Source: RefSeq, a predicted model, not a curated record
AGCGGGGCCGGGCUUGAGUUGGGUUGACCUGUGAAAGUGUGGGAAGGUCUGCGAGAGAAGCCGAGUGUUUUCAGCUCCGGAAGUGGCAGUUGUAAACUUCACCUCCCGGGGGCUCGUCCCCUCUUGUACCGCUUUGCUCUUUGUCUCCCUCCUCCCGGGUCCUAGAGUCCGUCGUGUUCCUACAGUUUUUGCUCUUAUCCCCGUGGGCUGCCUGAGCCUCCUUCUAUCCCUGAGACUUCGAGCGGCUCUUGGGGUCUUGGGUGUGCAGCAUGGAUCACGCGAGACCCCUGAGACCUUAGAUCAUCUAACCUGUAAGCCACAGACAUCUUGGACAAUUUUAAUCACCAAGAAAGAAAUAUGUCAUUAAGAAACAGCGGGAUAUUUUGAAAGAGUUGGAAAACAUCAUGAAUUUGAAUACUUUAAGUAAUGGCACUGGUGAUACCCAAAGGUUGAAGAAUGCCUCAUCAGAUGUAAAACAAAUACUUAAAACAGAAACAGAGUUGGAUAUUACUGCUGAUCUCAGGAAGAAACUCCAUCGGGCUAAAAAAGAAAAAUUAGAAAUAACAACCAAACACAAUGCAGAGCUGGCAAGCUAUGAGAGCCAGAUUGCCAAGCUACGGUCCGAGGUUGAAAAGGGAGAAGCAUUGCGACAAAGUCUGGAAUAUGACCUAGCUGUUGCUAGAAAGGAAGCUGGUCUUGGAAGACGGGCUGCUGAAGAAAGAUUAGCCGAGGCACAUAGGAUCCAAGAAAAGCUCUGUGCACAAAAUUCAGAACUUCAAGCAAAGACUUUUUUUUUUUUUUAAGCAUUUCAGACUUCUCAGCAAAAAUGGAAAGAAGAAUGCAGAAUUUUUUUUUUUUUUUUGGAGGAAAGAGACAAUAUGAUCCAAAAUUUCAAUCGAGAAUAUUUUUUUUUUUUUUUAGAAAAAAGCAGACUAGAGAAAACUCUACAGGAAGCAUUGGAAAAACAUCAACAGGAGAAGAAUGAGAUGGAGUCUCAUAUCAGGGAGACAGCAUUGGAAGAGUUUAGAUUUUUUUUUUUUUUAUGGGAAGCAGAAAGAAGAGAAUUACAAUUUAUAGUACAGGAGCAAGAUACUGCUGUGCAAAAUAUGCAUAAGAAAGUAGAAAAAUUAGAAACAGAGCAUAUGGACUGCUCUGACCUUUUACGGCGACAAACAAGUGAACUUGAAUUUAGCACUCAACGAGAGGAACGCCUUAGAAAAGAAUUUGAGGCAACUACUCUUAGAGUGAGGAAAUUAGAAGAAAACAUUGAAGCAGAAAGAGCAGCGCAUUUGGAAUCAAAAUUUAAUUCUGAAAUUAUUCAGUUACGGAUUCGAGACCUUGAAGGAGCUUUGCAAGUAGAAAAGGCCAGUCAAGCAGAAGCUGUUGCUGAUUUGGAAAUGAUCAAGAAUGAAUUUAAAGAAGUUGAAAGUGCAUAUGAGCGAGAAAAGCAUAAUGCACAAGAGAGCUUUGCAAAACUAAAUUUAUUAGAAAGAGAGUAUUUCUCCAAAAACAAGAAACUAAAUGAAGAGAUCGAGGAACAGAAGAAAGUAAUUAUAGACCUCUCAAAGAGACUCCAGUAUAAUGAAAAAAGUUGCAGUGAGUUACAGGAAGAACUAGUAAUGGCUAAGAAGCACCAGGCCUUCCUAGUAGAGACAUGUGAAAAUAACGUGAAAGAAUUGGAAUCGAUCUUGGACAGCUUUACUGUGUCGGGCCAGUGGACAUCAGGCAUCCACAAGGACAAAGAUAAACCUCCCAGCUUCUCUGUUGUCCUUGAGACGUUGAGGCGUACCUUGACAGAUUACCAGAACAAGCUGGAAGAUGCAUCUAAUGAGCUAAACAGCAUGAACGAUGCUAGGGAAAAGGCAUGUAAUGAACUUGAUUCUACGAAACAGAAGAUAGACUCUCACACUAAAAAUAUAAAGGAACUUCAGGAUAAACUGGCUGAUGUCAAUAAAGAGUUAAGUCAUUUACGCACUAAAUGUGCAGACCGAGAGGCUUUAAUCAGCACUUUAAAAGUGGAACUACAAAAUGUGCUGCACUGUUGGGAGAAAGAAAAGGCUCAAGCAGCCCAGUCUGAAAGUGAACUGCAGAAGCUUUCCCAGGCUUUCCAUAAGGAUGCUGAGGAGAAGCUAACCUUUCUUCACACCUUGUAUCAGCACUUGGUAGCAGGCUGUGUGCUCAUAAAACAACCAGAAGGCAUGCUGGAUAAAUUCUCUUGGUCUGAGCUUUGUGCAGUCUUACAGGAGAAUGUUGAUGCCCUGAUUGCAGACCUCAACAGGGCUAAUGAGAAGAUAAGCCAUCUAGAGUAUAUCUGUAAAAACAAGUCUGACACGAUGAGAGAGCUUCAGCAGACUCAGGAAGACACCUUUACCAAAGUGGCAGAACAGAUCAAAGCCCAAGAGAGCUGCUGGCACAAACAAAAGAAGGAACUAGAGCUGCAGUAUUCUGAACUCCUCCUGGAGGUGCAGAAGAGGGCACAGAAAUUUCAAGAAAUUGCUGAAAAAAAUAUGGAAAAAUUGAACCAUAUUGAGAAGUCGCAUGAACAGUUGGUUCUCGAAAAUUCGCACUUCAAAAAACUGUUAUCACAGACUCAAAGGGAACAGACAUCCUUGCUGGCAGCCUGUGCAUUGAUGGCUGGUGCCUUAUAUCCCCUCUAUAGCCGAUCAUGCGCCUUGUCUACACAGAGAGAUUUUCUCCAGGAGCAGGUCAACACCUUUGAGUUGUUCAAAUUGGAAAUUAGAACUCUAGCCCAGGCUUUGUCAACUGUAGAGGAAAAGAAGCAAGAGGAAGCCAAGAUGAAAAAGAAAACAUUCAAAGGAUUGAUACGUAUAUUUCGGAAAGUUGUUAUUGCAAUUUUGGCAGCAAACAGACUCAAGGUUUUGGGCCAAUCAUGUGCCUCUCUUUUUACCUGGAUGGAGAGUUUCAAAGAAGGCAUAGGCAUGUUAGUGUGCACAGGAGAGCCCAAAGACAAGCAUGAAUUUCCAAAACAUCAAAAGGAGCAGUUGCGUUGUUUACAAGCACUUAAUUGGCUCACCAGUUCUGACCUUCUUGCUGCAAUAAUCAGUUCUAUGACUGAAUUACAAGAUGUCAUUGGUAAAACAGAUCCAAAUUCCAGAAUUUGUGGACAUUUACUCAUAGGUGCAGCCAAGAAUUCUUUUGCAAAACUCAUGGAUAAAAUUAGUCUGGUAAUGGAAUGUAUACCUCUGCACAGUAGCAGGAGUAUUACAUAUGUAGAAAAAGAUUCCCUGGUUCAGAGGCUGGCCCAUGGACUUCAUAAAGUAAACACACUGGCCCUGAAAUAUGGUUUGCGUGGCCAUGUGCCCAUUAUGAAAAGCACAGCGUCGUUGCAGAAGCAAAUAUUUGGAUUUACACAAAGACUGCAUGCUGCAGAAGUGGAGCGCCGCUCACUACGCUUGGAGGUCACAGAAUUCAAACGAAGUGUGAAUGAAAUGAAAAAGGAGCUUGACAAAGCCCAGGGUCUGCAAAUGCAAUUACAUGAAUUUAAGCAAUCUAAAUUGAUCACCCAUGAGAAGUUUGAAAGUGCAUGUGAAGAACUAAAUAAUGCAUUACUUCGGGAACAGCAGGCACAAAUGCUAUUGAAUGAACAGGCACAACAACUACAGGAAUUGAAUUAUAGACUUGAAUUGCACUCCAGUGAGGAAGCUGACAAAAACCAAACUCUUGGAGAAGCUGUUAAGAGUCUCUCCGAGGCAAAGAUGGAGCUGAGAAGAAAAGAUCAAUCUCUGCGUCAGCUCAAUAGACAUCUUACCCAGCUGGAGCAGGACAAGCGUCGACUAGAGGAGAACAUCCAUGAUGCAGAGAGUGCCCUCCGCAUGGCAGCCAAAGACAAAGAAUGUGUUGCAAAUCACAUGAGAGCAAUAGAAAAUACGCUUCACAAGGUCAGAGAUCAGAUCUCGCUGUCAUGGUCUGCGGCAAGCAGGAAUGACUUCACCCUGCAGCUACCCAAACUGCACCUGGAGACCUUUGCAAUGGAGGGGCUCAAGGGCGGGCCAGAGGUGGUAGCAUGCCAGGCUAUGAUUAAAAGUUUCAUGGAUGUCUACCAGCUUGCAAGCACUAGAAUCACAACAUUAGAGAAGGAAAUGACAUCUCAUCGAAGUCACAUCGCGGCCUUAAAAUCAGAACUUCACACAGCUUGUUUACGUGAAAAUGCAAGUUUACAAUCAAUAGGAUCACGAGACCAUUCAAAUCUCUCCAUUCCUUCAAGAGCUCCUCUUCCUGCUGACACAACUGGUAUUGGGGAUUUCUUACCAUUGAAAGCUGAACUUGAUACAACUUACACUUUCUUAAAGGAGACAUUUAUAAAUACUGUUCCCCAUGCUCUGACAUCAUCUCACUCCUCUCCAGUGACUAUGUCUGCUAAUGCCAACAGACCAACUCAGAUUGGAUUAUGACUUCAUGAAAUUUAAAAAUGGAGGAAGAGUUAACAGUACAAUUAAAAUUGUUUUGAAUGGGAAUUUUCUUAUCAGUUGACUUUUGUUUCAGCAGAAGUGGCAGUGGAUUUAAAAAAUCUGUGCGAUAUCUUGAUGUAUUCUGGUAGCUCUGUCUCCUUGAAUAAGGAAAUAGCCAACU